Molecule: messenger RNA, 1977 nt
Organism: Lobosporangium transversale
Lineage: Eukaryota; Fungi; Mortierellomycota; Mortierellomycetes; Mortierellales; Mortierellaceae
Product: hsp70-like protein
Exons: 1
Coding region: 115-1977 (620 amino acids)
Biological process (GO): vesicle-mediated transport; cellular response to unfolded protein; protein refolding
Cellular component (GO): cytoplasm; cytosol; plasma membrane
Molecular function (GO): heat shock protein binding; misfolded protein binding; ATP-dependent protein folding chaperone
Source: RefSeq, a predicted model, not a curated record
CAUCCACUGCAGUUUUAGAGACACAACGAACUCAGUCAGCUUUGAAGCAACAAUGACAGCACUAAAUAUAUUUUUUUGAAGACAUUAGUGUGGGUGUUUUGUGUCAAUAGCAUCAUGCGAAACAAUUUUUUACUUACCUUCCAUCACUUGCCCCCUUUGCUUACUUGCAGUACCACUUACUCCUGCGUUGCUGUCUGGGAGGGCGAGCGCGUUGAGAUCAUUGCUAACGAGCAAGGUAACCGUACAACACCAUCAUAUGUUGCCUUCUCCGACUCGGAACGUCUUAUUGGUGAUGCUGCCAAGAAUCAGGCUGCUAUGAACCCAACCAACACUGUUUUCGAUGCCAAGCGUCUUAUCGGUCGCCGCUUCGAUGACCCUGAGGUCAAGGCUGACAUGAAGCACUGGCCCUUCACUGUCAUUGAGAAGGACACUGCUCCCUUCGUUCAGGUUGACUAUCAGGGUGAGAAGAAGGAAUUCUCCCCUCAGGAGAUCUCUGCCAUGGUCUUGACAAAGAUGAAAGAGAUCGCUGAGGCCAAGCUCGGCAAGACUAUCACUAAGGCUGUCAUCACUGUUCCUGCCUACUUCAACGAUGCUCAGCGUCACGCCACUAAGGACGCUGGUGCCAUUGCUGGUCUUGAUGUUCUCCGUAUUAUUAACGAGCCAACCGCUGCCGCUAUCGCCUAUGGUUUGGAUUCUAAGGAGACCAAGGAGAAGCACGUUCUUAUUUUCGAUCUUGGUGGCGGUACGUUCGAUGUCUCUCUUUUGACCAUCACUGGAGGUGUCUUCGCCGUCAAGGCCACAGCUGGAGAUACUCACUUGGGAGGUGAAGAUUUCGAUAACACUCUCUUGGAACAUUUCAAGGAGGAGUUCAAGCGCAAGCACAAGAAGGACAUCUCUGGUGAUGCUCGUGCCACCCGCCGUCUUCGCACUGCUUGCGAACGUGCCAAGCGCACCUUAUCUUCAUUGGCUCAAACCACCAUUGAAGUCGACUCUUUGUUCGAGGGUGUUGACUUCCAGGCCAACAUUACCCGUGCUCGUUUCGAGGAGCUUAACUCGGCCCAUUUCAACAACACUAUUGAGCCCGUCAAGAAGGUUCUUAAGGAUGCCAAGUAUACCAAGAAGGAGAUUGAUGAGAUUGUUCUCGUUGGUGGUUCCACACGUAUCCCCAAGAUCCAAUCGCUUCUUCAGGAGUACUUUGAUGGAAAGGAGUUGAACAAGUCGAUCAACCCCGAUGAGGCUGUUGCCUAUGGUGCUGCUGUUCAGGCUGCUGUCUUGACCAACCAGGCAGGUAAUGCCAAGACUCAGGACCUCUUGCUCUUGGAUGUCGUUCCUCUCUCUCUUGGAGUUGAGAUGCAGGGCGGUGUUAUGGCUGUUGUUGUUCCUCGUAACACUGCCAUUCCCACCAUCAAGAAGAAGACCUUUACCACCACUGAGGAUGGUCAGACCACUGUCCAAUUCCCUGUAUAUGAGGGUGAGCGUCCUAUGACUAGGGAUAACAAUCUGUUGGGCAAGUUUGAGCUCUCUGGUAUUGCACCCAUGCCCCGUGGAACUCCCGAGCUCGAGUGCACAUUUGAAUUGGAUGCCAAUGGUAUCCUCAAGGUCACAGCCAUGGACAAGGCUACUGGUCGCAAGGCUAACAUUACUAUCACUAAUGGAGCCGGUCGUCUCUCGGCUGCAGAGAUUGAACGCAUGGUCUCUGAGGCUGAGCAAUUCAAGGAUGAGGAUCGCAAGAACGAGGAGAUUGUGCAAUCGAAGCAGGAACUUGAGUCGUAUGUCUACCAGAUCCAGGGUACUCUUAACGAGCCCAAUGUCUCUAUGAAGCUCAAGCGCGCAGACAAGAAGGCCGUUGAGGAAGCUCUUGAGGAGGCCAUGGCUACUCUUCAGAUCGAGGAACUUGCUGAGAAGGAUACCUUUGUCCUUGCUCAACGUAAGCUCAAGCGUUCUGUCACUAAGGCAUUUGCAGCUCUCUCUCGUUAA